GAAGCAGAAUAUUUGAAUUUAAGUAAGUCUUCGUUCUGUUCUAAAGUCAGUGACACUGCUAUGGUCGUGUUAAUCAAUUAUUACUACCUGAAAAUAUAUGGAAUUAGUUUGUCCUUGUAAAAUUCCCGGUGCACAAUAAUCGGUGGUGGCCCUGUCCAGAACACAGCGCGCUUAUCUUAAAUCUGUCGGUCAGUGUGUCAAGAACUUCCAUUGUUAGAAGAUGAAAGAGUCUGGGGAUGCGAAGUGCAGUUCUUUUUUGAUAUAAUUCACACCAUAUUUAUUUCAAACACCAACGUUAUUUUCCAGCGAACUUAGAGUUAUUUACGGAUCUCCGCUCUUUGGACAUCUUAGUGAAAUCACAUUUCCGGGUAUCUUGAGGAGUUCACAGUUGGUGGUACCUCAGGUUGGACGCAUUAAUUCGAGCUUCUUGGAAAUAUUGGUUUGAGACUGCUUUUGCCUUCAAGGUCAGGGUCUUAAUUCACUCUGCGCGUUACAUGUAUGCCACUUGUAUCUGUCGCCGUGACGUCUUUGAAACAGUAACAGUGUUUCCUCAGGACAACUUUUAACAGUGUUGGUGAAAAUAUCGCUCUUGAAAAAGAGCCAUCGGAAUCUUGAGGUGUAAUUCGAGUUGCUCAAUCCUCCCGAUGAAAACCUAUUCUAACUAAGCUUCAGGUUGCAUCUGUGACGCACUCAAAGUUUUGAACUUGACUGCAUGUUUCAUUUCAAUAAAAUCUUGCCUUUCCAAUGUGGUUGGUACUUUUUCUUAUGAUAUUUUGGAAAAUCACUAGGAAUAGAUUUGGACUUCGGGUAUCACCCAAAAGUACGUAAGCACGUCGGACUUUUUUUAGGGUAACCGAAGUGUAACGAGUGUGUUCAGAAUGCGCCAAUCUGGCUGGUAGUGGUCAGUAUCACGUAUCUCUUGGUGGUGUUUCGUGUUAAAAUGUAAAAUUGUUUAGCAUCAUCGUCUAGAAAAGGAUUUCGUAUAUUUAUGUGUAGUGAGUUAUUACUAAAUGUUGACAAUAAUGAUCUGCAUAAUUGCAAGAAUGCGACAAGAUUCCCUCUGUUCGUUCCUCCGAAAAGUCUUCAUUGACGUAUAUAAGUAUCUCGUUUCUUUCCACGUUUCAUGUUUUAAAUGAGAGCAUUGCGAAAUAGUAUUUACAGUAAUUCUGAGUGUUUCGUCUGUUUGGCUUCUCCAUAAAAUUCUCCACAAAGUGGUAGCAGGAAUUCUCAGUCUUCUAGACAGGGAGGUAACAAGCAUGGAUAGGUAGAUGCAUUUUGACAUUCUACCGUAUUCGGUAAAUAAAGUUCCUAUAUAUUACGAAAUUGUUAGGCGUCAGCUAAGCGGGUUAUAUUUUAGUUUUUAAGUUAUAGUAGACAACACGCUCAGUUUAUAUGUUGCUGUUUUCUUUCUUCAGUCAAAAUGGCUGCAAGUGUCUCGAUUUUGUUUAAGAAGUUGCAGCUGAGCAUGGAGGAACAUCUUCGUCCGGAAACACAAGUCGCGUCUCUUGUCACUGACAGUUAUAUCUGGCUACACUAACUUAGACUGACUCCUGAACAUGUUUUCUGCAGUCACGAAUUUAAGCGUCUAAGUCAGUGACUCAGUUGCUAGUGCCUUGGUUUCACAUUCUUAGGUACUGUAGUGUAGUCUAUCGCCGUCUUCUAGUAGGGAAUUUCCGGUCAGCUCAUAUUUGUAAUGCGAUUGUAAGCAAUGUUAUUCAAAAUACUUAUGGGUAAAAUAAUAAGCCCAGUCGCACCUUAGCUGCAGUCUUUGUAAAUUAGCUUGUUUUCCUCUCCAUCUGUGUUUAUUGGUCACUUAGUAGUCUCUGCAGCAUUUUUUCCAAAUAAGCUACAACGCAAAAUAAAGUUUUUGGUAUACAUACGUCUUGUUAACUAGUGUCCUGGUAUAAAUAGUAGGUAGAGCAUGCAAAUGCUUUGCAGUCAGGAUGGAGUUUCCUUAAAAAAAUGCAGCAAAGCGUUUGACGUGUAGUUAUAACAGUCCUUAAAUUUAUAAAACUGUUGUAAUGGAAGUCGUAACUUUAAUACUUGAUAGAUCGUUGUGCUACUGCGAAUGUUUUUAUGAUCAACUUUCUUAAAAUUAGACUUUUGAUGUGAACGUGGUCUUUCUAAAGUAUAUACCUUUAAUUUUUUUCUAACAAGGUCGAAAGCAUAAUAGACAAACGAGUCCGACGCGGUCGAGUAGAAUAUCUUGUGCGAUGGAAAGGAUUUCCUCCUGAACACGAUUCUUGGGAAACUUUCACGAGCCUCCGAGAGCCGUGUCUACCAUUAAUUCGGGACUUCUACGUACGACAACGCAAAGUAUAUCACAAAACAGGACGUUAUCGCUUACCUAUUGUUUCUCGUAAAAAAUCUAUAAAUUCCGUAUCAGAUCAGUUUCAUGAUUUAUCUUCGAAAUCAGAUAAAGAUAGUGAUGAUGAUCUAACCGCAGGCAAAAGCAGUAUUUCUUCGACAAAAAGUCAAACCCCAUCCACUUGCAAGAAAUAUGUUGAAAACAGUGGAGUAAGAAAACCCCCACGUCGGUCUGCACCUAGCUCUAUGGAUUUAAAUAUACCCGACUCUUUUGUGUCAGACUUGAUAGUCGAUUCUAACCACUCUGUCUCUCUUCAAAACCGUGGGUUAGGUUCUCCCCAUCCUCUAUUGGUUACUGAUGCGAAUACCUCUUCGAAUACUCAAGCAUCCAGCUCUUCUAAUGAUUUAGUAAAUUCUAAAGGUGACUACAUCGCUAAUUCACCCGCUAUACCCCUAUCUGGUCCCAGUCCAAGCAGACACGGUCGCUCCAGAGUUGCUAAGGACAAAAAAGUAGUCGCAGAGAAAACUAGGGAAAAUUCCGAUAGUACUGUCAACUCACUUGAACUUACUACUCCUAGCGCUUCUAAGACUACGAAACGCAAACCGCAGUCAAGUAAUUUAAGUGAGGACGGAUCCAGAAGUACUAAGCACAUGGCUUCGGAGAAAUUGAAGGCUGAUGCUUCUCCUGAUAGGCAAGAAAGUCUCCCAGUCGGACAUACACGAAAAUCUGUUACAAUCAUGUUAAAAGCUUCUCCUACACUUGAGUUUCAGAGUGCUAAGUCUCUUCUUUCGCCAAAUUCCAGACCUCUUGCUAAUGUUGCCUCUAAAUCAACUCCCAGAAAGCGUAUUCAAGUAAAGACAGAUCCAGAUACAUCUCUCUCUGAAUCUCACUCUGAAAAUGAAGAUAACUCUGUCCUUACUAAUUCACUCUUAUCAAAGGUAAUGAGUGUCGUCGCCUAUCUGAAAACGUUACGAAGGCGUCCGGUACAAGAGUUAGUUCUAAAGCUUUGUGUAAAUCGCUACAAUAUGUCUGAGAAAAAUGCUUUGUCUGCAUUGAAUACCUUAAUUUCUCGAGGUCAAUUGUUUGGAGUAGAGUCCGCUAAGGGUAUAUCGUAUCGUCUUCAUCCUUAUACUGUGGCUCGUGGUGAUUUGAAGAAAUCCACGUCCCUCUCAGCCAAAAUCAAAGCCAAAUAUAGUGGUGGAAGAAGUAGAAUACGGCCCAAAGUUUCUGUCAUACUUGGCACUAAACGACCAUACUCUGGAGGAUCACGAGACAGCUGUCCAUCUAAAGUUGCGAGGACCGACCCUGCGACAAGAACCGUUCGUCAGUGCUCCAACAGGAGAUCAACAAGACACAGCUUAUUAGCUCAUGAUAACUCCGCUGCAAAUUGUUCAGGUAUCAAUGAAGAAAUGUAUUGCAGUCAGUCUUUGGAUAUUGUAGACAAUGCAGAAGUGAGUCUUGCUCACGUUACGCAACCAGACAAGGACGAUUUCUCAUCAGGUAUACAGUCUCUGAAAACAGAGGAUCUCCAACAAGGCACAAAGAUAUUUAUUGUACCGCCGGCUAGUCCGCUGAAUGAAGCCAAUUGUGAGAGUCAGAUGAAUAAUCUACCUCAUCAUCGCACAGACCAGGGUUCGUGUAGUAGCGUGAGUUCUGGACCUGGUUUAGAGAACUCCGGAAUUGCUCAAGUAACUAAUUCAAGACGUAGCAAUCGACAACUGGACGGCUAUAGAUUCAAAUCAAUUUGUGUAAAAAAAAAUGUACAGGCUAGAUUUACCGAGGUUUGGCUCCGGUCACCAAGUUCAUCUCUUAAGAAUGCAUUUACUAUUCAGGUUCUUGAAGAGCUAACAGUGGUUUUGAAUCGGUCAACUUAUGACUCAAGCCACCUGAUCAUGAUUUCGGGAUCUGGGACUGUGUUCAGCUCUGGAAUCGACCUGACUACUAUUACCGGAGAUCUUUUAACAAAUGCAUUUAUCGGUCCACAUUCAUGUGAUUCCUCCCGAAGUUCAUCUACAAGUUCGAGUAAUGUAUGCGCGUCUCGUAAUUCAAACAAUGGUAAAAAAGCUGGGAUUGAUAUUUCCAAAUCAACUCUUGUCAGUCAUUCUGGUUGUUCACAUUCUCAGUCGAGUUCGGAUUCGAAUUCUUCAAACCAGAAAAAUAUAAAUGAAGUUAAUUCGUUUUUCAGUUCAUUUCUAAAUCCUGAAAAUAUUGAACGUCUGGUUAAAGCCUUAAGGUCAUUCCUGUUAUCAUUAGUAUCAUUUCCAAAACCUAUUGUUGUUGGUGUAAACGGUCCAGCUAUGGGGCUCGCUGUUGCUAUAUUACCGUUGUGUGACAUUGUUUACGUUAGUGAUUCAGCCACAUUUUAUAUGCCAUACACUCGCCUUGGCCAAAUCCCUGAAGCAGCAUCAACUUAUACUCUAAGCAGUCUCAUAGGUAUGCCUUUGGCUAGUGAGUUACUAUUGGCUGGUCGUAAAUUGUCUGCGCGUGAAGCAUUGCAACGAGGUUUAGCUUCCGAUAUAAUUUUUCCUAAGAAUUUUAAGCAAGAAUUAGUACUCCGAUCUCAGAAGUUGGCUGCAACUUCGCGCACGGCAAUGGAAAUAACCAAGUGCAUGAUUAAAAUGCAGCAUCGUGAACGUAUUGAGUAUGUCAUUAAUACCGAGUGUAAGAAAUUAUUAGAAUGUUGGUGUACACCAGAAUUUCGCUACACGGCUAUGGAGUUUAUUCUUAACGAGAUGGAUGAUUUUGUAUAGAUAUAUUUUCAAGAGACAACAACGACAUUUGCAGUCAGAAAACUUUAUGUACCUACGUACUGAUUAACUUGUUUGUUGGAAAAAAUCACUACUGUUGCACAAAUGCAUAUAAAUAUUUUUUUAGUGUUAUUCUACAGCAUAGACGUGAUCUCUGUUGAUAAGGUCGGUGUUAAUGCAUUUUGUAUCUUUUGCACUGUACUUAAGCCAUGUCAUUAAACUAUACUGAUCCGUAUCCAAUGUCAAUGUGAUCUCCAUGUAUAUGUACAGGUUGUUAGUAUUCUUUAUUUCCCUUCAAAAUGUAUUUUUUAUUCCUGUUUGUUAUUAUGUUACCUAAUUUACUUACUAUCCUCUGGAUCUUUUAUUCCACUGGUGACUUGUAUCUUUUACAUACCUUCCUUCGUGCAACUUAUAUGUAAUGCGCAAAUGUUUUUUCUGUUUUGACUUUUAUUUACUUUUUUCUCUGUCUAAAUACUAAUGCAUUCUACUGUUGAAAUAUGGUGGCAGUGGUUCUGGCAAUGAUACUGUUAAAUAAGAAAUUGUAGAUUUACUUUUUAUGAACCUACUUCAAUUGCAAUUAUAUGCCUGUGUUACCAGUCAUUAUUUUUUAUCAAUAAUUUUCAAUACUCAGAUUUUUACACCCUAUUCAACCGACAAUCUAUGAAAUCUAAUUUUUUUUUCAAAUGAAACCUGAAAUGUGCAGGUUAAUGUCAACUAGUUCCACAUUUACUGCUUUUUUAAGUAUGUGGGUAAACUAUGCAUUAAUUUACUCCGGUAUUUUAUUUAUUUGUAUUUCCUGUCUACCAAAGUGUUUGUUCUAAAUUUUAACACAGAAGUUAGUGCUUUUAUCGGUUAUACAACUUUUUAUUCUCAAAGAUAGUUGGAAAGUUAUUUCCUUUAGUUACUUUCUGUGGUAAUUAGGGGAUACCAACAAGGAAUGUUUACUUAAGUGCAAUACUUUAAAGGAUAAUGCCAUGUUGAAAAUGUUAUUGCCGCAUAAAUGAAUCAUAUUAUAGAAACACUACGUUGUUU
Trichobilharzia regenti is the source of this 6087-nucleotide messenger RNA. The record is from the annotation of a GenBank genome assembly. Lineage: Eukaryota; Metazoa; Platyhelminthes; Trematoda; Strigeidida; Schistosomatidae.